This is a messenger RNA of Ananas comosus (pineapple), 458 nucleotides long. RefSeq names its product peroxidase 2-like. The record is from RefSeq and is a predicted model, not a curated record. Bases 63 to 458 code for a protein of 131 amino acids. The transcript has 2 exons. Gene Ontology annotation, cellular component: plasmodesma; plant-type cell wall. Gene Ontology annotation, molecular function: heme binding; peroxidase activity. Gene Ontology annotation, biological process: response to oxidative stress. NCBI's taxonomy places the organism in Eukaryota, Viridiplantae, Streptophyta, Magnoliopsida, Poales, Bromeliaceae.
CUUCUCGAUCUAAAGCUUAUUGAGUUUAGAAAUUAAUUAAAAGCUAGCGCAUAUACACAGAGAUGAGGAGGAGGAGCUCUAAUAUUGUUGCAUUCUCAUGCAUGCUCUUCAUCUUGGCCUUGCAAGCCAUCCUCCCUAUCUCCUCUGCUUCCCUUCAAUACGGUUUCUAUGAUUACGACUACAAAUGCAAGAGAACUAAUGUCGAGCUCCUUGUGAGGGGCGUCGUCGCGAAGGCGAUCCGGAAGGACCCCGGCGUCGGCGCGGGCCUCAUCAGGAUGUACUUCCACGACUGCUUCGUUAGGGGCUGCGACGCCUCCGUCCUCCUCGACCCGACCACUGCCAACCCGACGCCCGAGAAGACAUCCGGGGCCAACUUCCCGAGCCUGCGCGGCUUCGAGGUGAUCGACCAGNAUAUAUAUAUAUAUAUAUAUAUAUUAACUGUAGGAUUUCUCAAUUGA